Messenger RNA from Phodopus roborovskii (desert hamster), 2753 nucleotides. Its product is annotated as cytidine monophosphate-N-acetylneuraminic acid hydroxylase. Bases 210 to 1940 code for a protein of 576 amino acids. The record is from RefSeq and is a predicted model, not a curated record. Gene Ontology annotation, molecular function: 2 iron, 2 sulfur cluster binding. The transcript is spliced from 15 exons. Lineage: Eukaryota; Metazoa; Chordata; Mammalia; Rodentia; Cricetidae.
GAAGCCAGGGGAAACUGAACUGAACAUCCAGGCUUUUAAAAGAGGUGGGGGUGGAGAGAGGAAACACUAUCAACGGAAAUUGUGAAUUUGGGUAAACAUUCUCUCUCCAGGCAGUUAACACCUUCUUCACCUUCCUGGUGUGAGCAAAAGAGCCACAGAAGUAGAAGGAACCCCGGAAAUUGCUUUGGAAUUCCCAGGAGCUGGCAGCAAUGGACAGGAAACAGACAGCUGAGACCCUGCUGUCUCUGACACCUGCUGAAACUGCCAACCUCAAGGAAGGAAUCAACUUUUUUCGAAAUAAGACUACUGGCAAAGAGUACAUCUUAUACAAGGAGAAGGACCACCUAAAGGCAUGCAAGAACCUCUGCAAGCACCAAGGAGGCCUGUUCAUAAAAGACAUCGAGGAUUUAGAUGGAAGGUCCGUUAAAUGUACAAAGCACAACUGGAAGUUAGAUGUGAGCACCAUGAAGUACAUCAACCCUCCAGGGAGCUUCUGUCAGGACGAGCUGGUUGUCGAAAUGGAUGGAAACAAUGGGCUUUUCCUUGUAGAACUGAAUCCUCCUAACCCUUGGGACUCUAAUCCCAGGUCUCCUGAAGAGUUGGCUUUUGGGGAAGUACAGAUAACAUAUCUCACUCAUGCCUGCAUGGAUCUCAAGUUGGGAGACAAGCAGAUGGUGUUUGACCCUUGGUUAAUUGGACCUGCUUUUGCCCGAGGAUGGUGGUUGCUACAUGAGCCUCCAUCUGACUGGCUGGAGAGGUUGUGCAAAGCAGAUCUCAUUUACAUCAGUCACAUGCACUCUGACCACCUGAGUUACCCGACUCUGAAGCAGCUGUCCCAGAGACGACCAGACAUUCCCAUUUAUGUUGGUGACACGGAAAGGCCUGUGUUUUGGAAUCUGGACCAGAGUGGUGUCCGGUUAACUAACAUCAAUGUGGUACCAUUUGGACAGUGGCAACAGGUAGACAAAAAUCUGCGGUUCAUGAUCUUGAUGGAUGGUGUUCAUCCUGAGAUGGACACAUGCAUUAUCGUGGAGUACAAAGGUCAUAAAAUACUCAACACAGUGGAUUGUACCAGACCCAAUGGGGGAAGACUGCCUGAGAAAGUUGCUCUAAUGAUGAGUGAUUUUGCUGGAGGAGCAUCAGGCUUUCCAAUGACUUUCAGUGGUGGAAAAUUUACUGAGGAAUGGAAGGCCCAGUUCAUUAAAGCGGAAAGAAGAAAGCUUCUGAAUUACAAAGCUCAGCUGGUGAAGGACCUGCAGCCUCGAAUCUACUGUCCCUUUGCUGGGUAUUUUGUGGAGUCUCACCCAUCUGACAAGUACAUUAAGGAAACAAAUGUCAAAAAUGACCCGAAUCAACUCAACAAUCUCAUCAAGAAAAACUGUGAUGUGGUGACAUGGACCCCACGACCUGGAGCAACCCUUGACCUAGGCAGGAUGCUGAAGGACCCAACAGACAGCCAGGGCAUUGUGGAGCCUCCAGAAGGGACAAAAAUUUACAAGGAUUCCUGGGACUUCGGCCCAUACCUGAGUACCUUGCACUCUGCUGUAGGAGAUGAAAUCUUCCUUCACUCAUCCUGGAUAAAAGAGUACUUCACUUGGGCUGGAUUUAAGAGUUACAACCUGGUGGUCAGGAUGAUUGAAACGGAUGAAGACUUCAACCCUUUUCCUGGAGGGUACGACUAUCUGGUGGACUUUCUAGAUUUGUCUUUUCCAAAAGAAAGACCAAGCAGGGAGCAUCCCUAUGAAGAAAUCCGUAGCCGUGUGGACGUCAUCAGGUACGUGGUGAAGCACGGCCUGCUGUGGGAUGACCUAUACAUUGGCUUCCAGACCCGGUUGCAGCGGGAUCCUGACAUAUACCACCAUCUGUUUUGGAAUCAUUUUCAGAUAAAACUCCCUCUAACACCACCCAACUGGAAGUUAUUCCUGAUGCACUGUGAUUAGAGCGGACCUGCCAUGUCCAGAUUAAUCCUCCAGGCAGCAUCAUGAAGACUUCUUUCAGAGAGAGUUUUCAGCAUCAUCUAUUUACCAGACACAGGCCUGGGAGCUGCCCUGAGAGGUCCCAUCUCACUGGAACUGAAAUGACCAACUCUGUUAUGAAAUCUGUCAGUUAAUGGAGCCUGGGAGUUCUGAUAGUUAAACAGAUCCUUGAUUGAGGGAUGGUACAACAUUCAUUAAUAAUCUUACAAAGAAAGCACUUUAAAAAUUAAUAGAAAAUAAGAAUCUAUGUCUUCAAAAUAAAACAUCAUAAACCCACAAAAAAGACUUCUUUUAGAACUUUUAAAAAUAUUGUUUCAAUGUUUAAAAUAGGCAACUAAAUUGCCUGUGGGUUAUUUUCUGUCUAUUUUUGAUAAAAAAAAAAACAAUCUUUAUGAUUAUUUAAGAUGUACUAAUUGAUUUGUAAGAAACAGUAAUUGAUACCCAAAGGUUCUACUUUACAUGUUGUUUUUCUAAUACUCCUUUACCCACUGACAGUACAAUCAAGUAUACUUUCUGACUGUCACCUACCUCUUGAAUGUGACCUCAAAAUAGUUUCCUAACUCUAAUCAAUAGAAGACUGACUGUCUCCUCACAAAAUUCAACAACACAAAUGGUAGACUGUUCUUGUUUAUAUCACACUAGGAAAAAUGCUUGGAAGUCAGAAAUUGAACUUUGUGAUUUAUACUAUAAAUUAUUCAGUUACUGCGAAGAUAAUGUAUUGUUCAUGAAAAUAGAUGUUCAAAUGUAUAUGAUGGGCAAAUAAAAGAUUAUUUUAAA